Messenger RNA from Pantherophis guttatus, 923 nucleotides. NCBI's taxonomy places the organism in Eukaryota, Metazoa, Chordata, Lepidosauria, Squamata, Colubridae. The record is from RefSeq and is a predicted model, not a curated record.
CUGCUCCAUUUAAGCGCGAACCUGCAUGUGCGAAGAUCUCUUUCCCUUAAGUUGGGAGGAAAAAGUCCUCUCGCCAAACUAGACAAACUUGCCGGAAUUUCCUUUUCUUUCUCGGAUUCCACUGCCAGCUGCUGAAUAUGUCCGAUCCAUUUUCUUGCAAUCAAAUUUGCUCAACAUUCUCACAGAUGGAUCCACUUUGUUGCAACCCAAUUUGCCCAACACUCUCACAGACGUAUGCAGUUUGUUCCAACACGGUUUUCCCAACAUUCCCACAGAUGGAUCCACUUUGUUGCAACCCAAUUUGCCCAACACCCUUACAGACCUAUCCAGUUUGUUCCAACCCAAUUUUCCCAGCAUUCCCACAGACCUAUCCAGUUUGUUCCAAUCCAAUUCUCCCAACAUUCCCACAGACUUAUGCAGUUUGUUCCAACACGGUUUUCCCAACACCCUCACAGGUUCACGUAGAUGGAAAGAAAUAUUUGAAAUUCAAACACAGGAUUCCUCUUUCCCGAGUAGAUAACAUCGGAAUUUCAGGAGAACUGAAUGUGGACUCAGUCUGCUUCCAAGGUCCAAUUACUUAUCCAGUUUGUUGCAAACCAAUUUGCCCAACACUCUCACAGACCUAUCCAGUUUGUUGCAAACCAAUUUGUCCAACACUCUCACAGACCUAUCCAGUUUGUUGCAAACCAAUUUGCCCAACAACCUCACAGGUUCUCGUAGAUGGAAAGCUGCAUUUGGAAUUCAAACAGAAGAUCUGUCUUUCCCAAGUAAAUAACGUCGGAAUUUCAGGACAACUAGAUGUGGACUCAGUCAGCUUCCAAGGUCCAUUUACCCAUCCAGUUUGUUGCAAACCAAUUUGCCCAGCACCCUCACAGCCAAUUGCCUAUCCCAUUGGACAAUGCUUUCAGCCCAAAUUUAUGUAA